AUGACUCGGAAAAGGUUGCGGUGUGUAGCUGUGCGGGGAUUCCUGGCGUGGGAAGUGGCGCUUUUAGUGAGUCUGGUGGCCACAAAGGACCCUGAAAGUCCUCGGGGGAGAGCCGUACCCAUGUCUCCCUCAGACUUUCUGGAUAAGCUCAUGGGAAGGACCUCGGGCUACGACGCCAGAAUUAGACCCAACUUCAAAGGUCCACCUGUGAAUGUAUCCUGUAACAUAUUCAUCAACAGUUUUGGCUCCAUCGCUGAGACGACUAUGGAUUACAGAGUGAACAUCUUCCUGCGUCAGCAGUGGAACGAUCCACGCCUAGCCUACAGCGAGUACCCAGACGACUCUCUUGACCUCGACCCCUCCAUGUUAGACUCCAUCUGGAAACCGGAUCUGUUCUUUGCCAAUGAAAAAGGUGCACACUUUCACGAUGUCACCACUGACAACAAGCUGCUGAGGAUAUUCAAGAAUGGCAAUGUCCUUUAUUCUAUAAGACUGACCCUGACACUUUCGUGUCCAAUGGAUCUGAAGAAUUUCCCCAUGGAUGUACAGACAUGCAUCAUGCAGCUGGAGAGCUUCGGCUACACGAUGAAUGACCUGAUCUUUGAGUGGCAGGAGAACGGACCCGUGCAGGUGGCUGAAGGACUCACGCUUCCUCAGUUCAUUCUAAAGGACGAGUCUGAUCUCAGAUACUGCACCAAGCAUUACAAUACAGGAAAGUUCACAUGUAUUGAGGUGCGUUUCCACCUGGAGAGGCAGAUGGGUUAUUACCUGAUACAAAUGUACAUCCCCAGUCUGCUCAUCGUCAUCCUCUCCUGGGUGUCCUUCUGGAUCAACAUGGAUGCUGCUCCUGCUCGUGUGGCUCUAGGCAUCACCACAGUGCUCACCAUGACCACACAGAGCUCGGGCUCCAGAACCUCUCUGCCUAAGGUCUCCUAUGUGAAGGCCAUAGAUAUCUGGAUGGCUGUGUGUUUGCUCUUCGUGUUCUCGGCUCUUCUGGAGUACGCGGCAGUGAACUUCGUCUCAAGGCAGCACAAGGAGCUGCUGCGGUUCCAUCGGAGGAGAAUGAAGUUGAGAAAGGAGGAGGAGGUGCGUGAAAGCCGUCACAGCUACGCCCCUAAUGCGGGGAAAGACGUCCCGAUCGCCAAAUCCACCAAUAACGCGGGCUCUAACUUGCUCCAGGCCCAGACGAGUGCUAACAUCGCUAACAAGAGUCCAGAGGAAAUGAGGAAGAUCUUCAUCGACCGUGCCAAGAAGAUUGACACCAUAUCACGUGCUGGGUUUCCCCUGGCCUUUCUCUUCUUCAACAUCUUCUACUGGGUCCUGUAUAAAAUCCUACGGCACGACUCCCACAAGCCCUAAACAUGGAGCCUGACCAGGUGGGCGGAGCUUCA
Molecule: messenger RNA, 1391 nt
Organism: Neoarius graeffei (lesser salmon catfish)
Lineage: Eukaryota; Metazoa; Chordata; Actinopteri; Siluriformes; Ariidae
Gene: glra3
Product: glycine receptor, alpha 3
Exons: 10
Coding region: 1-1359 (452 amino acids)
Biological process (GO): nervous system process; chemical synaptic transmission; chloride transmembrane transport
Cellular component (GO): plasma membrane; synapse; neuron projection
Molecular function (GO): glycine binding; transmembrane signaling receptor activity; chloride channel activity
Source: RefSeq, a predicted model, not a curated record